Molecule: messenger RNA, 3057 nt
Organism: Struthio camelus australis
Lineage: Eukaryota; Metazoa; Chordata; Aves; Struthioniformes; Struthionidae
Source: RefSeq, a predicted model, not a curated record
GUACUUCUGGAGGUAGAGUUGGUGUAUGCAGAAUAUCUUUGUGGAAACAGCUAAACGGACACUGCCUUCACAAAGGAAUAUAUUUGGUUUAAUUUCUGACUUCUGAAAGGAACUUGUUUGUCACUUCCAUCAAACCAGCCGCGUUGGUGGUGUAUUUUUUUUUUUUGCUUGCCUUCCUGUUCAGCUUUUUUUUUUUUUAAAGGCAAUAAUGAAUCAAACGGACAAAAAUCAACAGGAAGUCCCAUCCUAUCUCCAUGAUGAACCACCAGAAGGUUCAUUAAAAGACCACCCACAGCAGCAGCCUGGCAUGCUUUCUCGGGUGACUGGUGGCCUCUUCAGCGUAACAAAAGGAGCUGUUGGUGCCACGAUUGGGGGUGUCGCUUGGAUUGGAGGGAAGAGCUUGGAAAUUACCAAAACAGCGGUCACAUCUGUGCCUUCAGUGGGAGUGGGGCUAGUCAAAGGAGGUGUUUCUGCUGUGGCUGGAGGUGUUACAGCUGUAGGAUCUGCUGUUGCAAGUAAAGUGCCUUUAACAGGGAAGAAAAAGGAUAAGUCUGACUAAAAACAAAACUGAGACCUACUUGAUUCUUCAGAAUGUUACAUCAGUGGCGUUAAAAUCUGCUAAGAUUUGGACCACGAGAAGCCAUAUGUCUUAGACAAAAGAGCUGUGCAAGUAACUCAAUUUCAUCUGAAAAGGACAGACAAAGCUUGGCUAGCACGGUGUAUGAAGAUUUAUUAGAAGCUAGAUUCAAGCUUUAUAUCUGGUGAGAUGUUACACUUGAUAACUAUAGAAGCGAGUACGUGUAUCUGAAGGGAUAAUACAUAUUUGAAUAUUCACUUACUGUAAGUCUCUUGCAGUUUUGGACUAAAAUGUGAGCAUAGAAAUUUAAUUUGGUAAUCUCUGCAGUACCGUAAAUAUGAGAUGCCGAUUACUGUUCUCAGUGGUUUCCACAUCUUCCUGCUAAGGAUCCUUGAGCUGUGUAAUGGCAUCGUUGGAUGUGCCUCAGUGGUUUCACUUAUGAAACUGUAUUUGCAGGCAGCCUGUAAACUAUCCGUGAGUGCUUUCUGCCAGUGUGGACUGGAAACAAACAGAACUGGAGGGAUGCAGAAAUUGGAAACGGGAGUGGGAGAUAGGAGGUGAGAAAGUUUGACAGCACACAGUAGAAGGGAUCAUAAAGAGUAAACUAAUUUAAUUGUUAAUGCCUUAUUGGAAAAAAAAUCUUCUUAUUAAGUGAAGCUUGUGUAAAGAACUGUCUUAUCAUUUCAGUGCAGUUCACAGAACAAGCUUUAGACUCUCUUUAUGACUCCUGAUAUCUGAAACUUAAUCAGCUUUUUCUGCAAACAAGAUUGCUAAAUCUCAGGUGUACUUAACGAUAUGCAUCUAUCUCCUGCAAGUGAAAACUUGCUGCUUCUAAUAAACUUCUUACAGACACUAGACAAAAAAUGAUGGCUUAAUUGAAACUGGGCUGAUGUUUGUGGUCACCUAGCACUAUACUAUGACAACUGUGUAACUUGAAAGAAAAUCCUUUGUGUAGUUGGAAACCACUGAAGAACUAGCAAAGCUGUUGUCUUAACUUCAUGAUGUGUCAGGUUAGCUUCUUGCUCUGGCUAGAAGCUUCUUGUUUCUAGCUUCUCAUUUAAACAAAUGCAACCAACUUUUCACUACGUCUAUAUUUCAUACUUUACAGUUACUCAAAAUCAAAAUGCAACACUUUCAUUUGCCUUUUUUUUUUUUUUUAAAUCUAAAUAAGGCCUUAAAGGAGAGUAAGAAUGAGAAACAUCGUCCAAGUAAUACUGACAGAUUCCAAACUUUGAUAUACCUCAUCUGGGAGCAUUUCUAGGCCCUCUGCUGAGUGGAGCAAAACACACUUGUAAGACACAGCUCAAAGUUGCCUUAAAAUAGAAGCUGUCUGUGAUCUUUGUGCUGACUUUGCAAAUAAGUAACUUGUUUGGAAGCCCGUAAAAGAUGACUGAAGAUUCAUGUGAACGUUGUAUGCAGUAUUUUCUAAAAACUUGUGUUCCUACAGAAAAUUUUUAAGCAUGUAAGCUUGCUUUUUCAGUGGCUACGGUUGUACAAGAAGGAUACAUACGGAUGUUUUGGGGUUUUUUUGUUUUUGUUUUUUUAGAAAUUAAAGAAAUCAAAAUAUAUUACUUGUCUAAUACUCCUAUUCAUGGCUGGAUGUUGAAAGCAAACUAUGUGUAACUUACGGUACAGUAGUCACUUAGUCUUUCUGUCUUUCUGAGCCAUUGGUACUUUAACUGCAGUGUGGAACAACUUUCUUUAUUUGAUAUUAGUAAUUGUUUAUGUUUAACACAGUAUUUCUAAGCAUGGUGAGUUGGUGGUGGGGAGAAAAGACCAAAAAAACCAACAAAUGGAAUUGUCUGUUCCUUUGUUGGUUGCACCAGAUGCUUAGCUCCAUUCUGCUGAAAGUGUAUAAUGGGGUAAAAAAGUCUAUGCAAUACAUGCAGACUUACUGUUUUUACUGUUAAAGGCUAAUAAUAUAAAAUAUAGUGUAGCUUAGAGGUAUCAGUUAGCUAUAGUAAUGAGCUGCUUUGACACCAGAAACAGUUUAGCUGCAGCAAAUAAUUUAGUAUGCUCUGCUCCCCUGCAGUUCUCAAUGUAGAUGUAUGCACGGAGCACAACGGCUGUACUACAAAGUCAGCUAUUUCAGAGCAUAGGGAUGUUUGUGACAUUCAGCCAAACCCUUCCUAAUCACUUUUUGAAAACUUAACUGUUGAACGGAUCAAACCUCUUUUUUAUGACAUUCUCUAAUUUUUAUACUAUGAAGCUUACAGCAAAACAAGUGUGGUCUGUGAUACAUAAUGUUAGAACUGUAAAAAGCUACCAACGUUUCAUUAUGUUUUGUUCUUAACGUACCCUGUAGUUGUUACCUCUGAAUCUUGUAACUGAAAUGCUUUAACAUGGCAUAUGGUUUUAGUUUUAGAGAAGAGCUUUGUCCUAUAUUCUGCAUAUUUUCCAUUCACAUAUGAAACUCACUACUUUUUGUGUUCUGAUUCUGUCCUGACACUUGUGAAACAUUAAAUUGUUGCUAUUUCAGA